Mauremys reevesii (Reeves's turtle) is the source of this 2814-nucleotide messenger RNA. It is a transcript of the gene TARS3, whose product is annotated as threonyl-tRNA synthetase 3. Lineage: Eukaryota; Metazoa; Chordata; Testudines; Geoemydidae. Gene Ontology annotation, cellular component: cytoplasm. The transcript is spliced from 19 exons. Bases 156 to 2543 code for a protein of 795 amino acids. The record is from RefSeq and is a predicted model, not a curated record. Gene Ontology annotation, biological process: threonyl-tRNA aminoacylation. Gene Ontology annotation, molecular function: ATP binding; threonine-tRNA ligase activity.
AGUGUUCCCCUGUGCACCUGGCAGAGACGAGCCCCAGGAGCUACUGCAGUCCCAGCCCAGCCAAUCUGGCAGGGACCGGGGAGGAGGGAGCUGAUCGGCGGGAGCUCCCGAAGCUCCCAGCGCCGCCGCGCGGAUCCGGGGCGGGCCGGGGGAAGAUGGCAGCCGCCGCAGAAGCCAUCGCCUUGCGCUUGGCCCGGCAGGAGGAGGAGAUCCGCUGGUUAACAGCCGAGAUCGGCCGCCUGAAGGAGCCGGAGCCGGAGCCGGAGCGCGGCCCGGGAAGCUGCAGCCCGGAGCUGCACAGGCUGAGGGCGGAGAACGAGAAGCUGCGCUACCGGCUCCUGCACCUCCGGCGCAGCCUGACAGCUGAGCUGGGCCGCGGGGAGCCGCGGCGGCCGGGCCCCGCAGGAGGCGGGAAGAAUACCUCCAAUGCAGGCCUGACUGGUGCCCAAAAUAAGAAUAAAAAGGAGAAGAAAAAAGAAAAUGAAGUUGUGAAUGGGCUUAGGAAUGAGCUGCAGUGUGAGCCAAGCUUCAUAGACGACAGGCUGAAGCUUUAUGAAACACUGAAAAAAGAACAUGAUGCCUUGCUUGCUUACAGAGCAUCCAACCAGAGCAAGCCUAUAAAAGUGAUUCUGGCUGAUGGUAAAGUCAUUGAAGGGGAAUCUUGGAAAACAACACCAUAUCAGUUGGCUGCAGGAAUUAGUCGAGGACUGGCUGAUAAUGCAGUAAUAGCCACAGUGAAUGGUGAAUUGUGGGAUCUGGAUCGUCCAUUGGAGGGAGAUUGUUCCCUGGAGCUGCUUACAUUUGAUAAUGAAGAAGCUCAGGCAGUUUACUGGCAUUCAAGUGCUCACAUCCUUGGAGAGGCCAUGGAAAGUUAUUAUGGAGGCUGUUUGUGCUAUGGGCCACCUAUUGAGAAUGGAUUUUAUUAUGAUAUGUACAUUGAAGACAGAGGUGUAUCUAGUACAGAAUUUCCUACAUUGGAGAACACAUGUAAAAAUAUCAUAAAAGAGAAGCAGCCUUUUGAAAGAUUAGAAGUCAGUAAGGAGAUCCUAUUGGAUAUGUUUAAGUAUAAUAAGUUUAAAUGUCGUAUCCUGAAUGAGAAAGUUAACACGCCGUCUACCACAGUAUACAGGUGUGGUCCAUUGAUUGAUCUCUGCAGGGGCCCACAUGUGAGACACACUGGAAAAAUUAAAGCCUUUAAGAUUUUUAAGAAUUCUUCUACAUAUUGGGAGGGAAAGGCUGACAUGGAAACAUUGCAGAGAAUCUAUGGAAUAUCCUUCCCUGAUAACAAAAUGAUGAAGGAAUGGGAAAAAUUCCAAGAGGAAGCCAGAAAUCGGGAUCAUAGGAAAAUUGGAAAGGAGCAAGAACUUUUCUUCUUUCAUGAUCUUAGUCCAGGAAGCUGUUUUUUCCUCCCCAAAGGUGCCUUUCUUUAUAACACACUCAUGGAUUUUAUACGAGAGGAAUAUCACAGGCGUAAUUUUACUGAAGUAGUAUCACCUAACAUCUACAACAGUAAACUCUGGGAAGCAUCAGGUCACUGGCAGCACUACAGUGAAAACAUGUUCUCAUUUGAUGUUGAGAAGGAAACAUAUGCCCUUAAGCCCAUGAACUGUCCAGGACAUUGCUUGAUGUUCGCUCAUCGCCCGCGCUCAUGGAGGGAAAUGCCUAUUAGACUUGCAGACUUUGGGGUUCUUCAUAGAAAUGAACUCUCGGGGACUUUGAGUGGUUUGACUCGAGUCAGGCGUUUCCAACAGGAUGAUGCACACAUCUUUUGCACAAUGGAACAGAUUGAGGAAGAAAUGAAAGGCUGUCUGAACUUUUUGAAGUCAGUUUAUGCAGUGUUUGGUUUUACCUUUCAAUUGCAUCUUUCUACAAGACCUGAAAACUUCCUAGGAGAAGUAGAGAUCUGGGACCACGCAGAAAAGCAAUUACAAAACAGUUUGAAUGACUUUGGAGAGCCAUGGAAGUUGAAUCCAGGAGAUGGAGCAUUUUAUGGUCCUAAGAUUGAUAUUAAAAUCAAAGAUGCUAUUGGCAGGUACCAUCAGUGUGCUACCAUCCAACUUGACUUCCAGCUACCAAUCAGAUUUAAUCUUACUUAUGUUGGUAAGGAUAGUGAUGAUAAGAAAAGGCCAGUGAUCAUUCAUAGAGCUAUUUUGGGCUCAGUGGAGAGAAUGAUAGCUAUUCUAGCAGAAAAUUAUGGAGGAAAAUGGCCUUUCUGGCUCUCUCCUCGCCAGGUCAUGGUUGUCCCUGUGGGGCCUACUUGUGAAAAAUAUGCUCAGCAGGUUUGCCAUGAAUUUUUUGAAGCAGGAUUUAUGGCUGAUGUUGAUCUAGAUCACAGCUGCACAUUAAACAAGAAAAUAAGAAAUGCACAGCUUGCACAGUAUAAUUUUAUUUUAGUGGUUGGAGAAAAGGAAAAAGCAAAUAAUGCUGUCAAUGUGCGAACAAGAGACAAUAAGAUUCAUGGAGAGAUUUUGAUAACAUCUGCCAUUGAAAAACUAAAGAAACUGAAGAAAUCACAUGUUUUAUAUGCAGAGGAAGAAUUCUGAAAUGGCUGCUAACUGGGAGCCAUGUUAACUCUAAAUGAAGCUGAUUAUUUUUCCUCCUCUCUCUAAUACUGUUGUGCUUAUUUGCAAGGUCUUUGAAUUAAUGCACAAAAAUGGAGCUGAUGUGGGUGCUUUUGGGAUAGUGUUAAAGAUAGAUGCAAACCUUGGACUCCUCAAGCAAUUACAUGAAUCCAUAGCAACUGGAAAAUUCCAUUUAGAAAAUAAACCUACACCUAUGCUACAAAAUGUAUUGUUUCUGCUAUAUAAAUUAAUA